AAAAAUGAGUUUAGCAAAGAUGAAAAUGAAAAUAGUUCUAUCAAUGACGACUUUGUUUUCUGUGGCAAGAAAUCAAGAUAUUGGAAAUGUAUGUGACCAAACCUUCAGUUCAACAUCAAGUUUAUCCUCAAAGAAUGGAACAUUUACUGCUCCUGUCUUCCUUAACUCGGAAGGAUAUGUCCGUCAAUGCACCUAUAAUUUCAGGGGUCUUCCAGGGGAGAGAGUAAUGAUACAAUUUGAAGAGUUUAAUCUGAUUGGGACUCCUCCUGAGUGCUACCAUGAGCAUGUGGAUAUCUUCAGUGAGAUGGAGAACCUUGAUAAGAAGACUUUGAUAGAAACUCCAUUCGGGGGCAGAUUCUGCGGACAAAACAUUCCCAGGCUGAGAAUAUCUUUGUACAACUCUUUGGCAAUGGUUUUCCUCUCUGACAGAAAGAAUAUUACUGAAGGAAGGUUUACAGGAAUCUACGAAUUCUUCCCUGAUGAUAAAUUCAACAAAAUCGGCACAAAAGAUGCAAAAGCUGAGGGAAGAAGUAAAAUUUGCUCAUUUGAGAUUUUUGGAAAUACCGCCAAAAACGGAGAACUGUACUCUGCCACCUAUCCAGGAACCUACCCUAAGAAUCUGAAGUGUACAUACAAGUUCAUUGGUGAACCAGGAACCAGAGUCAGAUUGGAGUUCAGAGAUUUUGAUCUUUUCUACGGUGGAGCUCAUUGUCCUUUUGACCGCAUGACAAUUUAUGACGGUCCGGACAAUUUGGCGGAGAAAAUCGGUACUUAUUGCGGACAAAUGCGGAACUUGGUUAUCUACUCAACUAAGAACCUGCUCUACCUGACAUUUACAACCUUGAAACGAACUGCUCCUGUCUUUAACCGAGGGUUUUUCGGUCUUUACGAGUUCUCAGAUAAUUAUGUAAAACUAGAUUUUAUCCAGAACAUAGAUGCAGAACACAUUCGAGGAACAGAAUGUGAUCAGAAAAUUCUCAGUAAAAAGGAGAGCAAGGGACAGGUUUUCAGCCCAAACUACCCAUUUCCCUACCAGCCCUAUAUAGUCUGCAGAUACUUCAUAUACGGCAUGCAGGACAGUCAAAACUUAGAGCGAGUAGUUCUAAACUUUGAAAAGUUUGAUAUUCCAUUAAUAGGAGUUAGAAAAAAUUAUACUGAAAGAUGCCGGGAUGGUUAUGUGAAAGUGUAUAUCCAAGGACAGGAAGAGGAACAUAAUUAUGAUAAACAUGAUUACGAGUUCUGUGGUAAAACAACUCCGACAGUGAUUAACAGUACAGGACCUAGGCUUGUCAUCUUGUUCAAGGCAGGAUCUAAGCCAGGAUCAGGCUUCAAAGCAAACUACUAUUUUGAAACAGAGUACCAGGUACCUGGAACUCCAGCGCCUGAUGGAAGUUGUAUGUUUAAGUACGACAGUAAUAACAAGCUAGAGGGGAGAUUCAAUUCUCCUAGACAUCCACAAAAUUAUCCCAAUGAUAUCAACUGCACUUACAUGUUCGAAUCCACACCAAAUCAGCAGGUCAUGCUUGUGUUCGAUCAUUUCCGAGUUCGAGCAGAUAAAUUAGAAAAUAUAAGUGUUGCAAAUGCUUCCCUUGGAAACUGGAAAGCUUAUGGGCGGGAUCAAUGUUUGGAGGAUUAUGUGGAGAUCUUUACUCUGAUUAACAAAGCUGAACGCCAGCUAUUGGGCAGAUAUUGUUCUACAAGUUCUCCUGGUCCUGUGGUAUCCCCCCGGGGUACUGUUGGAUUAGAACUAUUCCUUCACACUGAUCAUGAUGCUGUAUACUCGGGGUUCAAGGGCAGGUAUAUGUACAUACAAGCGCAAAGCCCCUUCGGUGACUGCGGCGGGAAUAUAACUGAUGCUGAGAAUGGUAUUAUAAAAUCACCAAACUUCCCGGAGAAGUAUACAACCUCAAGCAAAGAUCGAGACUCUGGGAACAAAGUGUGCCAUUGGUUUGUAUACGCUAAACCUGGAUACAGGAUCCUUCUAUAUUUCAGCAACUUUGAGGUUGAAGGGAACCCAGGAGAGCGUGGAUGUCCGGCUGCAGCACUGAGAGUUUGGCCGUGGAAGGAUGUUGCUCGAACUCCAAUAGAGUUGUGUGGUGACACUUUGGACCAAUACAAGGAGAUUAUAUCUGAUGGUCAUGUCAUGAGACUUUCGUUUUAUCUGGCUCGGAAAGCAGUGGGAGCAAUGGGGUUCAAGGCUAUUUAUACAGAAGUUAAGGAAUCCAUCAGUUGUACUGGGCCUAACGAAUUCCUGUGUCGUACAUCUGGAUACUGCAUCGCAAGGAGUCUGCAGUGCAACCAUGUUAAGAACUGUGGGGCAGAAGACAACUCGGAUGAGGAGGAUUGUUUAAAAGAAACUGAAGUGAACGAGUUUAUGUUGAUAGCCCUGGGUAUGGGGAUAGCGUCAUUUGUUGCUAUUGGACUCAUUGUAUACUGUAGAAGAUACAGGAAGAAGAAAUAUAUUCAUCGUGAGCAUCCCAUGCUUCCCCCACAUGCACAUUUCCACACUUGCGAAUCUAUUGAUCAAUUUUCUCUGUGAUAAAUGAGCCAAUAUAGAGAAAUAGGGGAACGAUUUGCCAACUCCACAAGCAUGGACUCCGUAUGACUGCAGGAGGAUAAAUUGUUGGUGUUUAAGGGAUAAAUAAUCAACCUUUGCCCAGAUAAAGAGUCUGUACACGCUCAUGCUCAUUGCUCAAAAUACGACGACAUUUAUUAAAUUUUCAAAUUAGGUUUAUGGUUUAAUAGUUUGAAGAAAAAACUAGAAAAUCGCAAGAUUAGCAGGUUUUGCUGUCACUAGCUGGAAAGACCUUUAAAAACCCCGAGAAAGAAUGAGUUUUAUGAAAAAUCCUGCAUAAGGACAAAAAAUAAUCUAUAGUUGUAAAAAUCAUAUUGUUUAUAUUUAGAGAAAACACAUGUACAGUCCCUUUAUCUGUAAUCUAGAUCCUUAUGAGUUUAUUUCAGCUUACAAGGUUAAAUACAUCCCUUAAACUCAACUUAUUUAUCCAUCAAUCAAUCUAAUGUUCAACAAUACAGGGUGUCCUAACAUACAACAAGUUUUUUCUUAUCUUUCAUGAUUUUUAAAAAUAUUCCUCCAUCUCCGCUUAUAGUUAUAUCCUACGUAAAAAAAAGAAAGUUUGGACGAUUUUAACAACCGUUUUUCUUUUCACGUUUGUAAUUCAUCAAAAAGCAAAAUGUUCAAGUCGUCUUUACAUUACUCCAAGUUGGGACACUCUGUAUAAAUCUGCCUACAUCAUUUUUAUAAAUGUUUAAUCAUAAAAAUGGCUUUGUUGAUAAGACUUGUCUAAUUUUACAGCUAUACACAAAUGUACAUGAUAGGACUUUUCAUGCAGUAUUUCUCAAGUUCUCAAAAGUUCUGAUUAUAUGAAUUAUUAAAAAUUAGAAGUAAGCUAGAAAGCCUACAGACUUCAGUGUGUUCGCUCAAAAGGACACACUCAUGUCGAAGAGAAAUUGUAUUAUUGUAUGUAUAAUUGUUUUGUUUUAUAUUCUCUAGCUCAAUAUAAUGUUGAUAUCUUUUA
Eurytemora carolleeae is the source of this 3536-nucleotide messenger RNA. RefSeq names its product dorsal-ventral patterning tolloid-like protein 1. Gene Ontology annotation, molecular function: protein binding. The coding region runs from base 5 to 2539 and encodes 844 amino acids. Gene Ontology annotation, cellular component: plasma membrane. The transcript has 32 exons. Lineage: Eukaryota; Metazoa; Arthropoda; Copepoda; Calanoida; Temoridae. The record is from RefSeq and is a predicted model, not a curated record.